UUUUUUUCUUUUUUGUCCCUCUAUUUUUCCCACUUUUCAAGAAAUACCUUUUUAUCCCCAAUCCCUCUUCUUCUUUUUUUUUUUCCUCAUAUUUUUGCAAUAAAAAGAAUAGGAAUUGUAUCAUGGACAGAAAUACCACAGGUUUAUACGAAAUACUGGGUAUUAACAAAUCUGCUACUCCUGAAGAAAUCAAAAAGGCUUAUAGACGACUUGCUUUACGGUACCAUCCAGAUAAGAAUCCAGAUAGCGCUGACAAGUUUAAAGAUAUUAGCCAUGCUUAUGAGGUAUUGGGUGACGAACAAAAACGAAGGGUUUAUGAUAGAUAUGGUGAACUUGGACUUCAAAUGAUGGGUACCAUGGCUAGUCCACUUUUUGACCCAGAAAUCGAGUCUAUGAUUUGUACUGUUGUUUUGGCUAUGGAUCUAAUGUUGGUGCUUCUAAUCAUCUUUUUUGCAUUCUUGGCGGUAAAGAUUGAUGGACGUGUGAAUUGGUCUUGGGCCACAGUAUGGAUUCCUGUUUGGAUAGUCAAUAUUUUCUUAUGUUAUGCUCUUGGACGCUUUAUCUUAUCUUCUUCUGUCGAUAAAAAUGAUGAUGCGGACGACCAUGAUAGCGGCAGACGAAGACGAAGACAACAACAGCAACAACAACAAGGAAAUGAUGAUGAAGCAAUGGAUGAUGAUACUCAAGAUCAAGAAAGCAAACGAGAAGAAAAAACAAAACAACGGAUGCGCUUGCUCACUCGAGGAUUAUUUAUGAUUUACUUCUUCUUGACACUUCUCUUUCAAAUCUUUAUUGUUAUUGCAUUGGAUCAAAAGGUGAACUGGUCAGCUGCUGUGGUGUUUAUCCCUUACUUUGUGUUAGAAGGUUUAAACUUUUUAUUGACUUUGGCAGAUUAUGUGAUUGCUUUGACAGUGAUAAAACAACAAUUAAUGAUGGAUGGUGACAAUCAUGGCAAGGUGAAUGCAAUGACUCUGGUAUCAACUGCUCUGGUAUUAUUCUUUCACAAGUUUUGGUUCUUUGUCCUUCGAUUGGUUUUCUUUAUCUUGAUGGCAUUACGUAUCGAUAACACUAUCACUUCUUCUUGGGCUAUUGUGUUUAUUCCUCUUUACCUUGUGGCUGUCAAGUACGCUAUUCAACUAGGACUGAGCUAUCGUCGGUUUAGUCGUUUACCUCAACCAGAGGUAGCUCAUCAAGGAAAAAUCACAGUCAUGCUAGGUGCAGUGGUAUUUGUAGUGAUGGGUAGUCUUGUGUAUGCAUUGAUUGGUAUGGUAGCAAGACGUUUGGAUGGUGUUUGGCCUAUCGGAAUGGCAACCGUCUUUGUUCCUAUCUUUAUUGUCUUGGCUGUGGUGACAUGUUGUUGUGGAUGUUGUCUUCCUUGUAUCAUGAUGGUAUCAACUUUAGGCGAUAUGGAUGAUUUGGAACCUGCUCAAGCUUUGAUUGACCCUAAUCGUCGUAUCACUCAAUCUGGUGAAAAUUAGAUUUAGAUUCUCCCCUGUUUAAGCUUUUUUUUUUUUAUUACAUACUUCCCCUUGUAUUCUUUGUAUCAUCAACGACUUUUUUAUUUUAUUAUUAUCAUUACUAUUAUAAUUAUUAUUAUUUUCAUCUUAUUGAUUGUUCUUCUCCUCCUCCCUUCAUGAUUUUAGAAAACAUAGGCAUCAUUAUUUACUACUACUUACUAUUAUUAUUAUAUAUUAUUACUCUUUAUUUUCAUUCCAAUUCCUCAUCAAACUCCUUCUCUUUAAUAAAAUCAUACAAUCAACCUAAUCAUUGAUGAAAAAUACAAUCAUGUCUCCGUCAUUCCAUUCUUCCCCUGGAACUAUCCAUC
Halteromyces radiatus is the source of this 1825-nucleotide messenger RNA. RefSeq lists its product as uncharacterized. The transcript is spliced from 4 exons. The record is from RefSeq and is a predicted model, not a curated record. Bases 123 to 1478 code for a protein of 451 amino acids. NCBI's taxonomy places the organism in Eukaryota, Fungi, Mucoromycota, Mucoromycetes, Mucorales, Cunninghamellaceae.